Messenger RNA from Astyanax mexicanus (Mexican tetra), 3220 nucleotides. RefSeq names its product septin 2 (gene septin2). Lineage: Eukaryota; Metazoa; Chordata; Actinopteri; Characiformes; Acestrorhamphidae. Bases 113 to 1264 code for a protein of 383 amino acids. Gene Ontology annotation, molecular function: GTP binding; GTPase activity; molecular adaptor activity. The record is from RefSeq and is a predicted model, not a curated record. The transcript is spliced from 13 exons. Gene Ontology annotation, cellular component: septin ring; cell division site; septin complex. Gene Ontology annotation, biological process: regulation of exocytosis; cell division; cilium assembly.
GAGGAUGUGCAGACGACAGCUCACUUCCUGUGCUGCGAGUCUCUGAGAGCUACCUUUCUGUUUUCUGAGCUAACGGCAGCAGGAGCUUAGGUUCUGAUCUGGAACGGUUCUGAUGGCAGCAAAUAAGGAUGGUUCAGACUCUCAGCUCGACAUGUCUCAGGCUGAUAAACUCAAGCAGGGCCAGUUCACCAACCCAGAGACCCCUGGGUAUGUAGGCUUUGCCAACCUGCCCAACCAGGUCCACCGCAAAUCAGUGAAAAAGGGCUUUGAGUUCACUCUGAUGGUUGUUGGUGAGUCUGGUUUGGGGAAAUCUACUCUGAUCAACAGCCUGUUCCUCACUGACCUCUACCCAGAGCGGGUCAUCCCCGGAGCGGCAGAGAAGAUUGAGCGCACUGUGCAAAUUGAAGCCUCCACUGUGGAGAUUGAGGAGCGUGGUGUGAAGCUUCGCCUGACUGUGGUGGACACGCCUGGAUAUGGAGAUGCUAUUAACAGCCAAGACUGUUUCAGCACAAUCAUCGCCUACAUUGAUGACCAGUUUGAGCGUUACCUGCAUGAUGAGAGUGGGCUGAACCGCAGGCACAUCGUGGACAAUCGCGUUCACUGCUGUUUCUACUUCAUCUCCCCUCUCGGACAUGGUCUGAAGCCCUUGGAUGUCCAGUUUAUGAAGGCUAUUCACAACAAGGUCAACGUGGUGCCUGUUAUCGCCAAAGCUGAUACCCUCACUCUGAAGGAGAGAGAGAGGCUCAAGCGCAGGAUUUUAGAUGAGAUUGAUGAGCAUGGCAUUAAGAUUUACCACCUGCCUGAUGCAGAGUCAGAUGAGGAUGAGGACUUCAAGGAGCAAACCAGGAUUCUGAAGACCAGUAUCCCGUUUGCAGUGGUGGGCUCCAACCAGCAGAUCGAGGCGAAGGGGAAGAAGGUGCGAGGGCGUUUGUACCCCUGGGGUGUGGUGGAGGUAGAAAACCCCGAACACAACGACUUCCUCAAGCUCCGCACGAUGCUCAUCACUCACAUGCAGGAUCUACAGGAAGUGACCCAGGACCUGCACUACGAGAACUUCCGCUCAGAGCGCCUUAAACGUGGCGGCAGGUUGUCCUCCCAUGGUUACAUUCUGCCUCUGUCGCCUGCGAAGGGUCCGGAGCCGGAGGAAAUGGACAAGGACAUGAUCCUGCAGGAGAAGGAGGCUGAGCUGAGACGAAUGCAGGAGAUGAUUGCUAAGAUGCAGGCACAGAUGCAGAAGCAAGGAGACGGGGAGGGAGACGCGUGAACGACACAGUGCAGAGCUGAUGUUGGAGCAUGACCAGAGAAGAAUGGAUAGAAUGAGGAAGAGGAGGAAAUGAGAAAACUGAGAGGAUAUAUAUAUAAGAGAAGGGGAGGAUGCUGGUCCAUGUCUCGUUUUGCUUGCCACUUUCUUAGUUUCUUCUACUCUUACCUGGGAUAAUGGUUUUUGUUAUUUCUUUUUGUAAGCAGUAUUAUUAUUUUUGUUAUUUUUUGUAUUUACCCAAACGCUGUUUCUAAUAUUAUUUUAUUUGUAUCAAACGUUUGAACUAUGCCUAUAUCCAAAUUUAAGUACACAAAUCAGUAGCCGUUUUUUUUCUUGAUGUUUGUUACAGAGACAUUUAUGUGAGAGCGUUUUAUAGAUAUUGUUUUUAAUCUGGUAAGAAGGCCACUUGCUGCUGAUCUUCAGUGAGAACCCGAGAACCCACUGCUGUGGAGCCUCCUGAAGGAAAAUAUCAGUAGGACACAUAAAGCCUGCAGCCAGCAGUGCUAUUGUUAGCCACAUUAGCAUUUAUGGCAAAGCAGUUGCUUUAAUAUUCUACGCUGGCUCCUCCAACAGUGGAGUCUUGGGACAAAACUCUGCCAGCUGGCUACAAAAACACUGUGAAAAGACUGCAGUAGCACAGGAUUUGGACCAGUACCAUUGUGAUUACUGCACCUGUAUUUGAAGGAGGUGAGGAGUCAAAUAUGGUUUGAAUCUGAUUUGCUAAAAUUUGAUUUUGUGCGGUUUCUGUUUGUCCAGACUAUCUGAAAUCAGUGUAGAUGCAAUCUAGUUUUGCCACUAAUCUGAUUUCAUGUGUUUUCUGGCUGACCAAACUAUCCACAUCAAUCUAGAUACGAUCUAGAUUUGCCAAAAUCUGAUUUCAUGUAGUUUUUGAUUGUCCAGACUACCAGAAAUUAAUCUGGAAACAAUUUAGAUUUGCCACCAUUCUGAUCUCAUGUGUUUUCUGUCCAGACUAUCCAAAAUCCAUCUGGAAGCUAUCUAGAUUUGCCAAAAAUCAGAUUUUGUGUGGUUUCUGGCUGCCAAGACUAUCCGAAGUCAAUUAGAUACAAUCUAGAUUUGUCACCAAUCUGGUUUCAUGUAGUUUCUGGUUGUCCAGACUAUCCGAGAUCAAUCUGGAUACGAUCUAGAUUUGCCAAAAUCUGAUUUAGGCUUGCAGUCUGAACAUAGCCUCAUUAGCCUGUUGAUCACACACGUGGAAUAGUCUAAUGAGGAUUCAUUGUGACAUCAUCAUAAUGGUAUGAGCUCCUGCUAUUGCAGUGUAAAACGUGCAGAACCACUUUUUUAAAUAUUUGAGUAAAUGAAUUAGAAUAAUAAAAAAAACGAAUAUUUUAAAACAAACUCUACUCUGGAAGCUUUGUUUUCAGCUUUUUGUUCGGUGGAGACGCGGCAGGUGUGUUCGAACUCCAGAACCCGUUCAGAUCAGAUUUUUCUGCUGUAGUGAAGAAGGAAAGGCGGUUCGUUCAGGUGGUUGUUGUGGUGUUUCUGUGUACUGUAUGUGCCUCUGUGGAUUCUGCCCCUCGGCUGUGAGAAACAGCUGUAUGAUGUGAAGUGGACUGAACUGGUGCAGUUAGACAGCCAGGACUGCAGUGAAGUUUUGGACCGGUUCCGUGUUCCGAUUGUGGGCCCUGAUGCAUGCCAAAUAACUCCUCCCUCCUACUCUGGCCCUUCAUUAAUAUUGAUGAGCCCUUGUCAGAUGAUGGUUAAUGUGAGUAUGUGUGUGAGUGUGUGCCCCCUACUGCCCAAUCUGUUAUGCAUUUACACAAAAAAAAACACAUCUUGAUAUGUGAUGAUCUCGUCUGUCCAGCUCAGAACUGUCUCUAUUUCUGGGACGCUUUGUCCAUAGUUUAUCUUAAAGCUGUAACAUUCCAGUUUUACGGUUUGAGAACUGUCUAUAACAAACUUGUUUGCUAUUAUCUUAUUGUAAUAAAGGUUUUUAUUAAA